GACGACAUCUGUCAAACCGGUUCUUUUAUUUACUUUGGGCAAAACAUUGAUCGGGCUGCAAUUGUUGUGCACUUUUCCUAUCCAGUAUUUCGUGGUAAUGAAUGUCUUCGUUAAUGUAAGUUGGCGAAGAAUGGCAUCCUUGGGCAAGCUCUGCGAUGCUCGGAGCUACAGUUCCAACGUUUCACGAUUGAAAAUCUUGUUCUUUGGCACGGAUAAUUUCUCUCUACCCAGCCUUAAAAUAAUCCAUAGGAAUUGGAAACAAGGAAGAACAGUUAGCAGGCUAGAAGUGGUCACGUCCUUCAAAGCAGCGAAAAAUCCAGUCAAACAGUACAGCUUGACGGAAGGGAUACCGGUUAGCGAUUGGCAAUCGUACCGACCGAACGAGAACUUCGAUCUCGGAGUGGUGGUUUCUUUCGGGCAUCUUAUUCAGGAAGAGAUGAUUAGUUCUUUCAAUCGCGGAAUGCUCAAUGUGCAUGCCAGCCUCCUGCCACAGCUUCGCGGUGCUGCACCAAUCGUUCAUGCCAUAGCUAAUGGUCAUCGACGGACAGGCAUCAGCAUCAUGCGUAUCGAGCCGAAGCGUUUCGAUAUCGGUGAAAUAUUGCUACAAUCAACCGUAGAUAUACCAAGAGACAUGCUGAUGCCGCAAUUACACGACGAAUUGGCACAGUUAGGUGCUGAUUGUUUGAUGCAAUGCAUUGAUGAUUUUGACUUUUAUAACGGACAGGCAUUGCGGCAGGACGGUUCGAAAGCAACAUACGCACCCAAGAUCGAUCGGAACUUCGCUGAGAUUAGAUGGAAGCACCACAGAGCUCUGCAGAUCUAUGAUCUGUAUCGCUCACUCUACAGUUUAGCACCAUUGAAAACAUGGUUUUGCGGUGAACCAGUCAAACUUUUCGAGAUAGCUUAUUGCCACGAUCAAAGCAACGCGAAGAAACAAACCGAAAAGGCGCCCGGUUGCAUCGAAUACUCCCGACAAACCAAACAACUGUUGGUGUGGUGUUGCGAUGGCUUUUGCAUCGAGGUAUUGCAGCUAUCCAUCGGUAGGAAAAAGACUCUCACUGCGCAAGAUUUCCACAAUGGGUUUUUGAGUAAAGUAGCUCAUUCCCGAAAGGUCUUCGGUUAGUUAUUUAUUAUUCGCAUUUGCUGAAGCAAUAGCGAUGUUUAGAUCUUCAAUGGAGAAAAUAAAUUUGUUAAA
Messenger RNA from Anopheles aquasalis, 1195 nucleotides. Its product is annotated as methionyl-tRNA formyltransferase, mitochondrial. Gene Ontology annotation, molecular function: methionyl-tRNA formyltransferase activity. Gene Ontology annotation, cellular component: mitochondrion. Lineage: Eukaryota; Metazoa; Arthropoda; Insecta; Diptera; Culicidae. Gene Ontology annotation, biological process: biosynthetic process; conversion of methionyl-tRNA to N-formyl-methionyl-tRNA. The record is from RefSeq and is a predicted model, not a curated record.